AUGGCGUCCGCGGCGAGCAAGAGGAGGCUGCCCUUGUCUGACAAGGACCUCGACCUCAAGGCAGCCAACAAGAUCCUUUCCAGCGCGCAGACACGCGAGAAGUGCUUGAAGAUCUUGCAGUACGCAUCCAGACUUGUUGGGUACAUAUUGCUACGCUCUUCAUGGAAGGACUGGGGCAAGCACUUCGAGACUUUGUCGAAGAGUCUCUCCACUGCCCGUCGCUUCUUCAAGUUCUUCAGGUUCAUAAAGCAUUUUGAGGACCUUGCGGAAGCUGGUGAGGAGAAGGACCCGACGUUUCAGAAGAUGCUGUACUUGGACGUCGCUGCCAAUGUUGUGGCUGAUGUCUCAGAGGACUGGACAUCGUUGGAGAAGGUUGGCGUCCUGAAGAAGGGUAGCCUGCAUCCACGCACCGAGUAUUAUGCGAACUGGUGCCAAUUGGUCCUGGCAGUUGUGGAGGUUGUGGUCACCAAGAUCAAGGCCGACCGCGCCAGCGAGAAGGCGUCGAAGCCGGACGCUCCAGUGGAGGUGCAGCGCAAAAAGACCAUGGCCCAGCUGGAGUUCAGCAAGUUUGUCGCCGAUCUCAUAAAGGCUUUCUGGGACUGCGAGCUGAGCUUCGCGUCUGAGUUGGCGUUCAUCCUCUCCGGGCUUUGGGCAGCUUUGAUCAGCACUCACAAGUACGCUUUGCGCGUUCUGAAGUAG
Messenger RNA from Effrenium voratum, 699 nucleotides. The record is from the annotation of a GenBank genome assembly. NCBI's taxonomy places the organism in Eukaryota, Dinophyceae, Suessiales, Symbiodiniaceae.